This is a messenger RNA of Notothenia coriiceps (black rockcod), 3205 nucleotides long. RefSeq names its product nephrocystin-3-like. Gene Ontology annotation, molecular function: protein binding. Gene Ontology annotation, cellular component: ciliary base; ciliary inversin compartment. Bases 1 to 3180 code for a protein of 1059 amino acids. Gene Ontology annotation, biological process: convergent extension; determination of left/right symmetry; kidney development. NCBI's taxonomy places the organism in Eukaryota, Metazoa, Chordata, Actinopteri, Perciformes, Nototheniidae. The transcript is spliced from 22 exons. The record is from RefSeq and is a predicted model, not a curated record.
AUGAAACGGGAGGUUCUCGCGAGAGAAAAAGAGAUCCUAGAAGACCAUCAGAAGACGUCUCGACAACAGAAGGAAAAGCCCGGCGAGUAUGAGUCGUCGCAUGGAGAUCUAGGUGCUUGGCCACCAAAACUUCGAACCGGGGCUAGUGGCGCUCCGCGAGACCGCCUCCUCGAAGCACUCCCGGACCGAAACCCGAGUGGAGGUGGCGUCCAGGGCCCUAGUGUGUCCGAAGGGGAGGAGAGUGGAGGAUGGGCAGGAGAUGUGGAGAGGACCCAGGACUGGUCCCUGCUGCGCCACGGGUACCACCGUCGAAUGCGAAAUUUUUGUCUUUUUCACCGUCGUCACUCGGACACUUCAGGGGUCAAACGACAGUUUAAGAUCUUCCGGGAGACCAAAGAAAAAGAGAUUCAGGAUCUCCUGCGGGCCAAAAGGGACUUGGAGGCCAAACUGCAGCAGCUACAGGCUCAGGGAAUCCAGAUCUAUGACUUAAAUGAUUCUGACUCAGAUGACAACCAAACCACUGUCACAGCUGCAGGGACUCAGUGUGAUUACUGGUCUGGUGGGGUGCUGGGAAGUGAGCCCUCUAUGGGCAGCAUGAUGCAGUUACAGCAGACCUUCAGAGGGCCUGAAUUUGCCCACAGUUUGAUAGAUGUGGAGGGACCCUUUGCUAAUGUGGGCAGAGAUGACUGGGACGCUGCCGUGGCCAGUCUGCUUCAGGUGUCCCCUCACGUGCCCCAGGCCUUAUGGAGUAACACCGUGCGCUGCUACCUCAUCUUCACCCAGGAGACCAAACCUGAGCUGGAUGUCUUUAUUAAGAAACACUCACCUGUGUUACGGAAGAUGUGCGAGGGUCUCGGCCAUUUCUACCUGAACGUGUGCUUCCCAGAGGAAAACGCUGCCUCCUACGAUGUGGAGCGAAAGCAGGAGAUUGAAAGGAGCUCUGUGUGUGUGCUUCUAGUCAAAUCUACUGUAACCAGCUCCGUGGUGGAGGAUUGUGAGGAGGCUUUUGUGAAGAAUCCAGACGGCCAUCCACUGGUGCUCUACCUCAGGACUGAAGAAGACCACACUCUGACCGGACCCACCAGACAACUGCUAGAGAGAAUCAACGCUGCAGACAAGGCGGCUAAAGUCAAGGUGGUGGAUCACAGUGGCUCUGCAGAGGAGGGGGCUGACCUCAUUUAUUCUCAACUGGAGAAAGUCAUCAAACAGGAGCUGCUGUGUCUUGAAGGAGCAGAUGUUGACUCUAAGGACUCUGGGAUAGAUGAGGGGCGUGAGGAGGACUCGGGAGACGUGCUGUGGGACCUGCAUGACGAGCAGGAGCAGAUUGAGUCCUACCAGCAGGCCUGCAGCAGCACCUCCUCCCAGCUGGGCUUCCAGAAGGUGGGGUUGUGGCCCACUCUACACCUGGACCCUCUGAGUCCCAGAGAGGUGAGGAGCGUUGUGAAUGCAGAGUGCCAGAGCAUGGAACUCAAACUAACCAAGGACCAGGAGAAGAAGCUGGAGAGGCACUGCCGCUCUGCCUCCACCUGCAACGCAUUGUAUGUCACACUGCUGGCAAGAAUGAUCAUCAGCAGUAUAUCCGGUUGCCCUCUGGAGAAGAGCCUGGAGCAGUGUCUGCAGUGUCAGGACACCAUGUCUCUGUACCGCCUGGCUCUCAAGAUGACGCUGAACUCCCUCAACACAGACAGGGAGCGACACAUCAUGAGAGAGAUCCUAUGCCUCGUCUGUUCUAGCCAUAAUGGAGUGAGUGAGUCCGAGGUGUUAGAUCUUUUCACAGAGCUGGAGCUGCCGGUCCUGUCCUCUCUGCUGUACCGCCUGAACAGACUCUGCAUCGUGACCCUGCGCUGCGGCCUCAUCAGGUUUCAACACCUGCAGGCUUGGGAAGCUGUAAGGUUGGAGUUCCUGGGAGGAGGAAGUAGCUCGGCUGCUUACAGAGAGAAACUCAUUCAGUACUUCAGUCAGCAGCUCAGCCCGGACCGUGUGACGUGGCGUGUUGCAGACGAGCUGCCCUGGCUGCUCCAACAGCAGGACGAUCGGACCAAACUACAGCUCAGCCUCCUCAACCUGUUUGUCUCCCAGAACCUGUACAAGAGGGGUCAUUUCUCCGAGCUGCUAGCCUAUUGGCAGUAUGUGGGCAAAGACAAGAGCUCCAUGGCCACGGAGUACUUUGACUCCCUGAAACAAUAUGAGAAGAGCUGUGAGAAUGAAGACAGCAUGACCAAGCUGGCCAACCUGUACGAGACUUUGGGACGUUUCCUCAAAGACCUCGGUCUCCCCAGUCAGGCUGUAGCACCUUUACAAAGGUCCCUGGAGAUCAGGGAGACGGCCUUGGACCCGGACCACCCCAGCGUGGCUCGCUCGCUGCACCAGCUGGCCGCGGUUUACGUUCAGUGGAAGAAGUACGGCAACGCUGAGCAGCUGUACAAGCAGGCGCUGGAGAUCAGUGAGAACGCCUACGGAGCCGAGCACGCCAGCGUAGCACGAGAGCUGGAGUCCCUCGCCAUGCUCUACCAGAAACAGAACAAGUACGAACAAGCAGAGAAACUGAGGAAGAGGUCAGUAAAGAUCCGCCAGAAGACUGCUCGCCAGAAAGGCCAUAUGUACGGCUUCACUCUGCUGAGGCGCAGAGCUCUGCAGCUGGAGGAGCUCACUCUGGGAACAGACUCUGCAGACUCUGCCAAGACACUCAAUGAACUGGGUGUUCUGUACUACCUCCAAAACAACCUGGAUGCUGCUAAGCUGUUCCUGACCCGCUCUCUGGAGACCCGUCAGCGCGUCCUCGGUCCGGACCACCCUGACUGCGCUCAGUCCCUCAACAACCUGGCCGCUCUGCACACGGAGAGGCGGGAGUACGAGACGGCCGAGGACAUGUAUGAGAGAGCGCUGGACAUCCGGAAGAGGGCUUUAUCCCCGGACCACCCGUCGCUGGCAUACACUCUCAAACACCUGGCCAUGCUCUACAAACGCAGAGGGAAGCUGGAGAAGGCCGUGCCGCUGUAUGAGCUGUCUCUGGACAUCAGGGAAAAGAGUUUUGGGCCCAAACAUCCCAGUGUGGCCACAGCACUGGUCAACCUGGCUGUGAUCUACUGCCAACUGGUGAGGAGGAUUUCAUUUAGCCUGUACCACAUAUUACUGACUUUCAUAAUUCUUCAGGACUUUUCACACUCGUUAUUUGAAUGACUGAGUAUGUGAAGCUUUAUUUUAA